AUGAAGAUGGACUGGGCCUUCCUCCUCUUCCUGCUAGCAACUAGCAUCUACAUAACCUACCACAACCCUGACGACGCUGCCCUGCUCCCUGGGUUUUUCGUCCCUCCUGUGCUGAUUUUGUAUGUUAUCUACUGGAGGAAACUGCGCGACGAGAUCCCUCUUGAUCUUGUCAUCAAGACUUUUGCCUUCGGUUUCCUGCCGGGAGCAGCCGUAGUGAUGAUACUGGAGCUCAUUCUGGCGGGUAUCUUCUUCUUCGUCUGCUUCAACGAGCAGAUAGAGGGCUGGUUUUCUGCGCUGUCCUCCCUCACCACCAUGAAUGGGAGCAACGCACCGAGGGAGGUUCACUUCACAAUCGCCCAACAGCUCUUCCACAGGCUCCAUCGCCCUCAGCAGAUCUCGCGGACUUUGGUGGACCAUGUGUUGCAAGCCCAAGGGGGAGGAGACACAGACCCGUUGACGGACAUCGAGAGCGCGUACGGAAUUGUCAUCAAGAGGUCACCCGGGUUCUACCUCUUCAUCGCUUUGAUGGCGUAUGUGAUCGCUGCGGGGACUGAAGAGAGUCUCAAAUAUUUCACUCCUCUGAGAUUUCAGGCCUGCAGGAACAGCAGCAGCAAGUUCGUCUUCCUCGUCUGCGCCGUCUCCUGUGCGCUGGGUUUCUCUACCGUGGAGAACAUGGGAUACGCCAUGGGGUCGCGCGGGGAGGAGGGGCAGGCAAGCCUGUCAGCUCGAGCGUACACCGCCUACUCCAGAGCUGUGGUGGCCAUUACGGCUCAUGGAGUUUGCGGGGGGCUGGUGGGGGUGGGGCUGACGAAGAAGCACGUGCUCGGGAAGAGCUGGGGUUUCCCGAGGAUCCUGCUGCCUUCGCUGCUGGUGCAUGGGACGUUUGACUUCCAACAGCUCCUCAUCGCCGUCCUCGUAUGGAAUGUUGAGGUUCAGAACAUCUGUGUUGUAGUUCUCAACUCUAUCGUACUUGUUGGAGCAUCGGUGUGGUAUGCUGUCAAGGGUUUGGAUCUCACGCUCACAACGCAAACGCCGCAUGAAGGCGUCGAGCUGCGAGACGACGUUCGGUUGCUCGGGCAACAAGCGUGA
Guillardia theta CCMP2712 is the source of this 1089-nucleotide messenger RNA. RefSeq lists its product as hypothetical. The coding region runs from base 1 to 1089 and encodes 362 amino acids. The record is from RefSeq and is a predicted model, not a curated record. The transcript is spliced from 11 exons. Lineage: Eukaryota; Cryptophyceae; Pyrenomonadales; Geminigeraceae. Gene Ontology annotation, molecular function: peptidase activity.